Pochonia chlamydosporia 170 is the source of this 558-nucleotide messenger RNA. RefSeq lists its product as hypothetical. The record is from RefSeq and is a predicted model, not a curated record. NCBI's taxonomy places the organism in Eukaryota, Fungi, Ascomycota, Sordariomycetes, Hypocreales, Clavicipitaceae. The transcript has a single exon. The coding region runs from base 1 to 558 and encodes 185 amino acids.
AUGUUCUCGUGCCGCCUUCUUAAGAGCGGCUACGUGCGGAUGUGGAGAGGGGGGGCGUUGAAGACUUAUGCCGGGGGUGGACACGCACCUCCCAAAAUGCCCCGGGUCUCGAGGGUUCGAGGUUUGGUUAUGGUGGGACCGGCCGUUUUCCAGAGUUCCAAGUUACUAAUUAGUAUUGCAAUAGCCCCAAGUAUUACGGAGUCGAGUCUGGGUGCUUUUUCAAGACAAAGGAUACAAGCAUCCAACGACGUGGUUUUUGACAGGCGACAGGCUAAUAAAGCCGUCCCCAGGUGGCACGGUGGCACACCCCAGCAUUUGGAGAAACAAGACACAUCGCCCACUUUUUGCCCCAUGAGGAGGCUGGGAAGGCGUCCAGGCAUUGGAUGGCCACCGGGGGGGUCAAUGGGUUCAUCAAUUCCAUUGCAUGCAAUCCGGGUCUCACUGAUCAAUCACGAUAGGACUUGGACGGCCGUUCCUACAUCCGUGCCGCCGAAUCCCGUCAUUGCCGACCAUUUGAUGCCCGCGGCCUCCGACCCACGGAGCCAGCUCAACCGGUGA